Corylus avellana is the source of this 3003-nucleotide messenger RNA. RefSeq names its product glutamate receptor 2.8. NCBI's taxonomy places the organism in Eukaryota, Viridiplantae, Streptophyta, Magnoliopsida, Fagales, Betulaceae. Gene Ontology annotation, molecular function: ligand-gated monoatomic ion channel activity. Gene Ontology annotation, cellular component: membrane. The record is from RefSeq and is a predicted model, not a curated record.
AGCUUUAGCCUGACAAUGGCAAACCAUAAGCUGCUCCUCUCUUUGCUCUCCUUUCUCUUCUUGCUCGCCCUCAGGAUGGCCAUGGCCGCAAAAGAUGUCAUAUCAGUGAGAGUGGGCGUAGUUCUUGAUUUGAAGUCUCCAGUAGGAGGAAUGGCAGAGCUUUGUAUGUCCAUGGCGCUCUCAGAUUUUUAUGAAGAGAAUGAUAAUUAUACUACACGACUCGCUCUUUCCACCAAGGAUUCUGGGGAUGACGUCGUCGCUGCAGCAUCUGCAGCACUGGAUUUAAUCAAGAAUGAAGAAGUGCAGGCCAUCAUAGGACCUCAAACGUCAGCACAAGCUAAGUUUGUGAUUCAACUCGGAAGAAAAGCUCAAGUUCCCAUCAUUUCCUUCUCAGCCACAAGCCCCUGUCUUUCUCCAUCCCAAAACCCGCUUUUCAUUCGCACAGCACAAGAUGACCGCGCACAGGUAAAAGCCAUAGCAGACAUUGUCCGUGCCUACGGUUGGCGGGAAAUUGUCCCGAUUUAUGAAGACACAGAAUAUGGCAAUGGCUUAAUUCCAUAUUUGCUAGAAGCUUUCCAAGAGAUUGACGUUCGGGUGCCUAACAGAAGUGUCAUUCCUUCAUCUUCUAGCACUAGGGAAAUCAGUAAGGAGCUUAACAUGUUAAAACAAAAAUCUCGUACAAGAAUAUUCAUUGUGCACAUGACUGCUUCACUUGGCUCCAAGCUCUUUGUACAAGCAAACAAUGCCGGAAUGAUGAAGGAAGGGUAUGGAUGGAUCAUCACGGCAGGGUUAUCAUCUUUGCUAGAUCCUAUGGGCUCAAAGGUCAUGUACUCAAUGCAAGGUGUAUUGGGACUUCGGCCACACAUACCCAAGUCAGAAAAAUUGGAAGAUUUCAAAAGAAGAUUGAAAAGAAAUUUAACAUCAAGCAAACAAAACAAUAAGAGUACUGGACUAAACCUCUUUGGAUUGUGGGCAUAUGAUACAGUUUGGGCUUUGGCUAUGGCAGUGGAGAAGGCUGGCAUUGUGCGUUCCAAGUUCUUGAAGCAAAAUGCUUCCCAAAGUAAUGUUGAUCUUGCAGCUUUAGGCAUUUCUGAAAUGGGUCCAACGCUCCGUAAUACAAUUCAAAUUACCAAAUUUCAAGGCCUUAGUGGGAAUUUCCAUUUAGUCAAAAGGCAGUUGGAACCUUCAGCCUUUGAAAUAAUCAAUAUCAUAGGAAAAUCCGAGAGAGUUAUUGGAUACUGGACACCAAGAGGGCUUUCACAAGAAUUGAAUGAUACUGGUGAAGUGGCACGCCCAAUUUUAAAGGCUAAAUUACUUAAGCAGCCUAUUUGGCCGGGAGACACGACAGAUCAGCCGACAAAGCUGAGGAUCGGAGUUCCGGUGAGACGAGGUUUUUUUGAAUUUCUGAAAGUGGAACGGCAUAAUCGUACUGAUAAACCUACAGUAUCAGGGUUCUCCCAUGACGUGUUCCUUGCUGUACUAGAUGCAUUACCAUUCCCUCUUCCUUAUGAGUUUGUUCCCUUUGUGAACAAGGAUAGGGCCUACAAUACGCUUCUUUACCAAAUUAAACUCAAGAAGUAUGAUGCUGUGGUUGGAGACACAACAAUUGUGGCAAAUCGCUCCACAUAUGUUGAUUUUACUUUGCCAUAUUCAGAAUCAGGCGUGUCAAUGGUGGUUUUAAUGAAAGAUAAUGAGAGGAACAACUUUUGGAUUUUCUUGAAGCCCCUAAGCUUGGAUCUUUGGUUAGCAACCACUGCAGCAUUCGUCUUUACAGGUUUAGUGAUAUGGGUUCUUGAACACCGUAUAAACGGUGAGUUUAGAGGCCCCCCAGAGCAGCAACUUGGCACCAUAUUCUGGUUCUCCUUCUCUACACUAGUCUUUGCUCACAGGGAGAAAGUGGUAAACAAUUGGUCAAGAUUUGUGAUGAUCAUAUGGUUUUUCGCGGUACUCAUCCUGACACAAAGUUAUACAGCAAGCUUAACCUCAAUGUUAACGGUACAGAGAUUGCAGCCUUCAUUUGUUGAUGUAAAAGAGAUACAAGAGAGGGGAUAUUUUGUUGGAUAUCAACAGGAUUCCUUUGUUAAAGAGCUUCUAACAAAACAGUUGAAUUUCCAUGAGUCCAAGUUGAAGGCUUAUAUAACUCCUGAGCAGUAUCAUGAAGCACUGUCAAGAGAAAGGGUUGCAGCUAUUUUUGAUGAAAUCCCUUACAUUAAGCUCUUUCUUGCAAAGCAUUGCUCUAAGUACACAAUGGUUGGACCCACCUACAAAACCGAUGGAUUUGGUUUUGCCUUCCCACAAGGAUCUCCUUUAGUUCCUUACAUUUCAAGGGCAAUCUUGAAUGUGACCGAAGAUAAAGACAAAUUUCGAGGAAUUGAGGGGAAGUACUUUUCAAGUAAAACUCAUUGUGAAGAUCAAGGGGCAACAAUCUCUUCAGAUAGCCCUAGUCUUGGUUUGUACAGCUUCGGGGGCCUCUUCAUCAUCACAGCAGCGGCUUCCACCUCUUCACUCCUGGUUUAUUUGUUCAAGUUCCUUCACUCACAUUGGCCUACUUUGAGCACCAGCAAUACUCACGAGAGCUCCUUUUGGUGCAAAUUGCUUGCAAUGGCAAAACAUUUUGACCAGAAAGAUCCCUCUUCACUUGGCAUUGAGAUAAGUAAACCUAGGGUACAUGCCCUAGCAUGCCCUAAUGUCAUCGAGCCUUCACCUGGUAUUGAUCAUAGGGAGAACUACUCAAGAUCAUCCAAUUAUUGAAAAGAAAAAAAAAAUCUUUUUCUUUUUUUUUUUUAAUUUCGUAUGUACUCCUCUUUAACAAAAAAACAUAUAUCCACACGCACAAAAAAAUGCAAAUAAAGAUACAAUGCAAGGAAAAUUACCUCGGGGCACAUACCUCCAGAGCUGAAGAUCCAUCCAUAUAUAUGUUUUUAUGCAUAUAUCUCUUGUAGAAGGAAUGAAUAGAUAUGUAUAUAUAAAAGUCUAUUUAUUAUCUAAUUUUUUUUGUUUUUU